Messenger RNA from Selaginella moellendorffii, 1192 nucleotides. Its product is annotated as kelch-like protein 17. The record is from RefSeq and is a predicted model, not a curated record. Gene Ontology annotation, molecular function: protein binding. The transcript is spliced from 3 exons. The coding region runs from base 63 to 1109 and encodes 348 amino acids. Lineage: Eukaryota; Viridiplantae; Streptophyta; Lycopodiopsida; Selaginellales; Selaginellaceae.
AAAUGCGUGUCCUAGGGUUUUGUGUGCUAGAAUGAGGAGGAGGAGGAGCGGCGGAGGAGGGCAUGGAUGCCCUGCCCGAUCACAUCCUCGUCCAAUGCUUGGCGUGGCUGCCGCCGCAGCACCAGGCCGCUGCGCGCCUCGUCUGCCGCCGCUUCCACGAUUUGCUCCGCCACGGCCGAGCGCUGCGCUACAGCCUCUGCCGGAGCCGCUUGGAGCCAUGGCUGUGCGUGCUGGGCGGCGUCCAGGAGAACAAGGGGCAUCUUCUAGCUGAGAUGUAUCAUCCUCUAGAGGGCCGCUGGCGCUCGCUGCCGGCGGCACCUUCUAGCUCCUGCCACAACGUCCCUUGCGUGGCCUUCGAUGGCCGGCUCUAUGUCGUGGGUGGCUUCACGGGGAGACCCCAAAUGGCCGUCUAUGACUUUGAGCACAACGUUUGGGAGGAGGCCGCGGCUAUGCUCGAGCCCAGGGAGGCCUUCGCUUGCGGUGUGAUAGAGGGAAGGAUUUACGUCGCUGGUGGGCUUUGCCGGCACUACUCCACGGAGAAUGCCCGACUCAGGUCUGCGGAAGUCUAUCACCCAGAGAAGAAUUCGUGGCUAAGGCUGCCACCCAUGAAAGAGAAGAGAAGCUGCUGUGCUUCGGCCGUCGCUGGUGACAAGCUCUACGUGAUCGGUGGCUACAGCACUCCGUUGAUCCUCACGUCCGUCGAGGUUUUCGAUCCUCGCGAGGGGAGCUGGGAGACUUGCUCGGAGAGGCAGGAGCCUUGGAUCAUAGUUGGCUGUGCGGCGAUCGGGCCUUUUAUCUACGUGGUCGGUUCGAAGUUCACGGACAUGGAUAGGCUGGAGCUCCAAGUUUAUGACACUAUCCGGGGAGAAUGGGAAGACAAGGGAACUAUACCGGUUUCCAAGCUUCUUCAUGGAGCACGAUGCAGCUUGUGGGGCUCCGCGGUCGUUGCAAUGGCCGGAAACUUGUACAUAGCGGGAGGAUCGAGCUCCUACGAUGGUGGGGGACUUGAUUCUGUCAUCGUCUACAUUCCUGCGAGGAGAGAAUGGAUCAGUUUGCCGCAGAUGCGUAGCCGAAGGCACGCGUGCGCUGGAGCGGUGAUCUAUCUCUAGCAGCAGACACACAAUUAUGGUUGGUCGAGAUAUCUAAAAAAUUCAAACCUUUAAUUAUAUACAACAGGCAGACACUUCUUUCA